Meloidogyne enterolobii is the source of this 480-nucleotide messenger RNA. NCBI's taxonomy places the organism in Eukaryota, Metazoa, Nematoda, Chromadorea, Rhabditida, Meloidogynidae. The record is from the annotation of a GenBank genome assembly.
AUGGGGGAAUGUGAAGAAAUUUUGCCACCAAAAUGUGGAAAAGAGGAUUUUGAAGUAACAACAACUACUCAAAUAAAUAGUACAAAAGAAGAAGGAGAAGAAAAUAAAAAUAAUAACGAGAAUAAUAAUACUGUAAUUAAUAAAAGGAGAAGAAGAAAACAGUCAGGCUUCCCAGUUUUGAUUAGACCGUUAAAUGGUGAUGGUCCUGCACCUCCUCUAGUUAUGUUUACAAAAUCAUCUUCAAAAAGAAGAAGGCCCACACAAAUUGACAAAAGAAAUUUUAUUGUAAAAGACGAAUUAAUUAAAAAUGAAAAAGAAAAAAUUGUAAAAAGCUUCGAAACAACAGUUAAAACAACUUUGUUAGAAAAUAAAAAACGAAAUAGUUUAGAAACAACAAUAGAGACAACAACAACAACAGUAACAAAACCUUUAACUACUUCUUUAUCAACAUCUUUUAAUGAAUUAAUUAAAGAUAGGUGA